UACGCUGCAUUCUGGGUAAUACAGAACGAAUGACGACUCACUGGAACUGGGAAUAUAAAAGAAAACGGGUUUCAUGUGCUGCAGGGCGAGCGGCAUUCCCCAAGUGACUGUAUGCCUGCAACACGCAUUGUUUUGAUGACAUGUAACAUAAACGGCAUUAUUACUUCUCCAGUCACUCGGACGGUAGCUGAACGGACCAACCAUGGCCAACGAAAAUGUGAGCGUGAUCUUCAAAGUGUACUGUCUCACGGUGAUGACACUGGUGGCAGCGACCUACACAGUGGCACUGCGGUACACCAGGACCAUUUCAACUGAGGAGCUUUAUUUCUCCACAACUGCAGUGUGCAUCGCCGAGGUCAUUAAGUUAGUGCUGAGCUUGGGGAUGCUCACAAAGGAAACGGGAAGUCUCGUCAAACUAAAAGCCACCAUACAGGAACACAUCUUCUGCAGCCCUAAAGAACUGCUAAAACUCAGCGUGCCUUCGGUGGUGUAUGCAGUUCAGAAUAAUAUGGCUUUCAUCGCCCUGAGUAAUCUGGAUGCAGCAGUUUAUCAGGUCACCUAUCAGCUGAAGAUCCCGUGCACAGCCUUGUGUACAGUGUUCAUGCUGAACCGCUCUCUCAGCCGGCUGCAAUGGUUUUCCGUCUUUAUGCUCUGUGGAGGCGUUUCACUGGUUCAGUGGAAACCCGCGGAGGCCACUAAAGUUGAGAUUGAACAGAAUCCUAUUAUUGGGUUCAUUGCCAUUGCAGUUGCUGUCCUUUGCUCUGGUUUUGCAGGUGUGUACUUUGAGAAAGUGUUGAAGAGCUCAGAGACAUCCCUGUGGGUGAGAAACAUUCAGAUGUACCUGUCCGGCAUAGUGAUCACCUUGAUCGGUGUUUACAUGACUGAUGGAGAGAGGGUCAUGGAGAAAGGAUUCUUCUUUGGUUACACACCUUGGGUGUGCUUUGUAGUAUUCCUGGCCAGUGUAGGUGGCCUGUACACAUCAGUGGUAGUGAAGUACACAGAUAACAUCAUGAAAGGCUUUUCUGCUGCAGCUGCGAUUGUCCUCUCAAUGGUGGCAUCUGUAAUCUUGUUUGGACUACAAAUAACUAUGACGUUUGCCCUUGGAGCAUUCCUUGUCAUCAUUUCCAUAUACCUGUAUGGACUUCCAAAGCAAGACACAUCCAGAUUAACCCGGAAGGAUACAAAUUUAGAAGACAAACAGAAACUAAUUUCUGUGUGAGGUGCUGACUGACAGACAUUUCUAUGCUGGACCAGGAUGGAGGAAGCCUUUCCUCAUUUGAGGUUGGAGUUGGAUCUGCUUCGUGUCGACGUCAUCAGAUAGAACUGUGAACUGAGUCUCUGAAUACUCUGAAGAAUCUUAGUGUUUUUUUUUUUUUCUUUUGUUUUUAUAAACAGUGGGGUGGGGGGGGUGUUGUUUUUUUUUGGAAACUGCUUAUAGCUAGCUACCAGUAAGCUCGUGAAUAAUCUAAACCCUAACCAGUGAAUUCUUGGAAUUCAUUUUCAGCCACAAUAAGUAGUAUAAGAAGUUUGGUUUUUUUUUUUAAAUCGCGAGUAUUAUAUUGUCUUUUUAUUUUAUUUAAUAAUCCAGUGUUAAUAAUUGGUCUUUAAACUGUGCAAUACGAGUGACUUAGCUCCAAAUCACCUAGUCCUUACUCUGAAUGUGCCCAAAUCAGACUGCAUGCAUAAUCCCCCCCACACCUUGUUUUCUAAUUUUUUUUUUGUUUUAAUCACUUCAGUGUUGUCUCGUUAUGAAGGUAAUUUUACAGCUUUUAUUAGCAGAGAAGUGUGUUUUUUCUGAAUACAGACUAGACCCAAUCCUAUAGACUAGCAUAAUUUUAUUUUGACAAUAUAAGGCUCUGUUUUUAGAAUACAAAUCAACAAUAGUUGCAGCACUGAAAAGAACACUGAUACACACCGAUGGAGUUUUUACAUUUUGUUAACUGGUGUGAUGCCCAGGAUUCUCAUCCCGUUGGCCAGGACUGAGCAUGCUCCGCUGAACAGUCGUAACCUUGCCUGUGGACAUGAGGAGAAUGAAGCCGUUUUCAAGUUGCAAAACUGUUGUAUUAAGUUUGUAUUUAAAAAAACAACAAAAAACCUGCCAAAAUAUGUGAAGCUACUGUGUUGAUCCCUUGAUAAUAAGGUAGCAGCCAAAAGUAGCUUUUUACACUUUAACAUUUGUCAGGCUUACAAUUGCGCUGACAAACUUAAGUAUCUGCCACUGAUAUUAGUAAAGACCAUCUAUCUUGUCAUUAUGCUGAUAUCUGUAAGCAGUGCUCCUACUAUUAAACAGAAAUUAUAUUGGCUGACCAAUGUUUUCUACAAGCAAACACAAUGUUUGAUUAGUCAAGAGUCCCGUGAGGGGUAAGGCAUCUUUAACUUUGUCCAAAUUUCUGCUUUGAACCCCACUAAUAAGCACUUCUGUUAUUCAUUUUCAUGUAAUUUUCUUGGUAUAAAUCUCUUGGGUAUUCCUGCCAGAAUGUAGCUAUAAUUAAUUUUGUAGACCUUUUAAAAUCUUGAAAAAUAUCCGAAACAGUCAAAUCAGACAGUAAAUGCCCCUCAACCUGUCACCUCCUCAGUACAAAGCUUGUGGUGCAUGUGACUGUGCUAAUUUGGCGAUUUCAGACAAUGUCCCAACUGGUUUCUCUUAACAUGUUCAUGUGUGAGAAGAACAGGUUGUUGCGUAAGAAAUUAUAUAACAAUGCAUUAAAAGGCUAUACAAAAAUCCA
This is a messenger RNA of Oreochromis aureus, 2726 nucleotides long. It is a transcript of the gene slc35a1, whose product is annotated as solute carrier family 35 member A1. Gene Ontology annotation, cellular component: Golgi membrane. Gene Ontology annotation, biological process: pyrimidine nucleotide-sugar transmembrane transport. Gene Ontology annotation, molecular function: pyrimidine nucleotide-sugar transmembrane transporter activity. NCBI's taxonomy places the organism in Eukaryota, Metazoa, Chordata, Actinopteri, Cichliformes, Cichlidae. Bases 203 to 1219 code for a protein of 338 amino acids. The transcript has 8 exons. The record is from RefSeq and is a predicted model, not a curated record.